CAAAGUCCGUAUAACUAGAGCCGGUGUGUCGUCGUGUACACACGUAGCUAGUUUCCUACAAAUACUGAGAUUAAAAUAAAAUUUGACCAGUAUUUACAUUUAUUGAAUUGAUUGAUCAGCUACAUCAUGAAGAAAGCACAAGGUGCUUGGGGGCUGCAGUGGCUCAUGCGGAUGGCGCCAGAGAAACAAGACACUUUGCUGAAGAUGGUGAUUCUUACUGUUGCAGCUAUUUUGUCCUUUUCAACCCGUCUGUUCUCUGUGCUGCGUUUUGAGAGUGUGAUCCAUGAGUUUGAUCCUUACUUCAACUACCGUACAACAAGAUUUCUAGCUGAUGAGGGUUUCUACAGUUUCCACAAUUGGUUUGAUGAUAGAGCUUGGUACCCAUUAGGGAGAAUCAUUGGAGGAACCAUCUACCCAGGUUUGAUGGUCACCUCUGCCCUUAUCUACCAUGUGAUGAACUUUUUCCAUCUCACCAUUGAUGUGAGAAACGUGUGUGUCUUUUUGGCACCAUUGUUCUCUAGCUUUACGACCAUUGUAACUUUCUACUUCACUAAAGAACUCAAGGAUGCAUCUGCUGGUCUGGUAGCUGCUGCCAUGUUGUCUAUUGUUCCUGGUUACAUCUCCCGUUCAGUAGCGGGCUCUUAUGAUAAUGAAGGCAUUGCUAUUUUCUGUAUGCUUCUAACCUAUGCACUUUGGAUAAAAUCAGUGAAGACUGGAUCAAUCUUUUGGGGUGCCCUUUGCUCCCUAGCUUACUUUUACAUGGUUUCAUCAUGGGGUGGUUAUGUGUUUCUAAUUAACUUGAUUCCACUUCAUGUCUUGAUGCUGAUGAUCACUGGCCGAUUUUCUCACCGCAUAUAUGUAGCCUACUCAACUGUAUACUGCCUUGGUACAAUUCUGUCAAUGCAAAUUUCUUUUGUUGGAUUCCAACCUGUUCAGUCCAGUGAACAUAUGGCUGCUUUGGGGGUAUUUGGUCUAUGCCAAAUCCAUGCAUUUGUGGACUAUCUUCGAUCCAAGAUGUCCCGUGAGCACUUCAACAUCCUCUUCAAGAGCCUUGUACUGUUGGUUGGAACAACUGUCUUUGCAGCUGCAGCAGUAGCCACUGCUUUAGGCAAGGUGGCACCAUGGACCGGUCGUUUCUACUCUCUUUUGGAUCCAUCCUAUGCUAAAAACAACAUUCCCAUCAUUGCAUCUGUCUCUGAGCAUCAGCCAACAACCUGGAGUUCAUUUUAUUUUGAUUUGCAGCUUCUGAUGUUCUUGUUCCCUGUUGGACUUUACUAUUGCUUUGUGAAGCUCACUGAUGCUAAUAUCUUUAUCAUCAUGUAUGGAGUCACCAGUAUCUACUUUGCUGGUGUCAUGGUGCGUUUGAUGCUUGUUCUUGCUCCUGUCAUGUGCAUCCUUGGAGGCAUUGGUAUGUCCGCUGUGCUCACAACAUACAUGAAAAAUUUGGACAACCCUAUGAGGAAGGAGAAAAAGUCUGUCAAAAAGAUAGAAUCCAACUAUCCUCUUAAAAAUGAAAUUGCCACCUGUGUUAUCUGCAUGAUGACAGUUUUCCUGCUUUAUUACACAUACCACUGUACCUGGGUAACAUCAGAAGCUUACUCUUCACCUUCUAUUGUUUUGUCGGCUCGCGGCGGUGAUGGUAGCAGGAUUAUUUUCGAUGAUUUCAGAGAGGCUUAUUACUGGUUGAGACACAAUACCCCUGAGGAUGCUAAAGUUAUGUCCUGGUGGGAUUAUGGUUAUCAGAUAACAGCUAUGGCAAACAGGACAAUAUUAGUUGAUAAUAAUACUUGGAAUAAUACACAUAUUUCUCGAGUUGGUCAGGCUAUGGCUUCUUCGGAAGAAAAAGCAUAUGAAAUUAUGAGAGAGUUAGAUGUUAAUUAUGUUCUUGUUAUAUUUGGAGGCCUUACUGGUUAUUCUUCAGAUGAUAUCAACAAAUUUCUGUGGAUGGUUCGUAUUGGUGGCAGCACUGAUAGAGGCAGCCAUAUAAAGGAGUGGGACUAUUACACACCCCAGGGAGAAUUUAGAGUGGACAAAGAAGGUUCACCAGUCCUCCUCAACUGCCUUAUGUAUAAGAUGUGUUACUACAGAUUUGGCUCAGUUUACACUGAGGGUGGGAAACCUACAGGGUAUGACAGAGUUCGUAACACAGAGAUCGGCAAUAAAGAUUUUGAGUUGGAUGUUCUUGAAGAGGCAUACACAACUGAGCACUGGCUUGUUAGAAUUUAUAAAGUUAAGGAUUUAGAAAAUAGAGGAAUUUAAAAAUCUUCAGCACAAAAAAACUCUCAUAAGAAUAUAAUUAACAUGCAUCUAACAUUAGUUAUUGUAUCGUGUUCAUGCUAAAAUCAUUGUCUGCUGAUUUCAUAAUCAUAAUGGUUUACAUAUAUUUACUUAUUGCUGCUGAAUGAUUGAAUACAGUCGUUGAUAAAUAGUUUACACAUUUCUUACUAAGAAAAAGAAACAUCGUAUUUAGGGUAAAUAAAAGAAUUGCUGCUUAAAUAUUUUAACAUUAAGUGUGUGUCUAUUAUAUGGUGAUUGGUGUGAUAUGUAAAUUUUUAAAGUCUUUAUAAGUGUAAACAUUAAAGAUCAUUUUAUUUUAAUCUUAAACUUAAAGAAAGAUUUGUUGAGGAAUGUUUAUUGUGUUUCUUGCUGUUUUUCCUAUAGCCUCAUGUUAAUUAAACAAUGUAAUAUGUUA
Messenger RNA from Physella acuta, 2692 nucleotides. Its product is annotated as dolichyl-diphosphooligosaccharide--protein glycosyltransferase subunit STT3A. Gene Ontology annotation, biological process: post-translational protein modification. Gene Ontology annotation, cellular component: membrane. Gene Ontology annotation, molecular function: dolichyl-diphosphooligosaccharide-protein glycotransferase activity. Lineage: Eukaryota; Metazoa; Mollusca; Gastropoda; Physidae. The record is from RefSeq and is a predicted model, not a curated record.